AGGCAAUGCAUCCAAGGACCACAUUGCAAACUUUAUAAAAAGCAAAAGAAGAAAGACAGCAUUCCUAACAAAAUAUUAGUAGCCUGAAAAACCACUCAAUCAAUCCAGUGGGCAAGUGGAUUUCAUGUACUGGUCUUCAUACUUUAAAAUACUAAUAAAUUUAUAAAGCAAUAAAAGCCAUUUUUAAAUAUACAAAAUUCCUUUUUUUAAAUCCACGUGGCAGGAGAAAUAAACGUGUAUCAGACACGUGGCAGAUUCUCAGUCCAGAAGUAUAAAAAGGCAAGCAACCCAGAACUCUGCUCAUCUUAAUCACGAACCGGGUUCGGUGAACGGAUCCGCAAAUGCCCGACCAAACUAACCACGCCGCCACCUCCGCCGCCAGCAACGUUAACGGGUCGGAUCACGGCAGGAUACGCAUCUCACUGGAUCUCGUCACCGCCUCAAGACGUCACCUCUCGUUCCUCCGCUCCGGCUCGGCCACCGUUUUCCACCCCCGUUCCAUCCAACGGUAUGAGGAGGUAUGGCUGCCGUUGAUUUCGGGUCUCGUUAUCGGAUCUUCAUCGCCGCCGUCGCUUCUCCCGCCACCCGAUGUGCACUGGGUCUGGCUCUGCCACUGCUUCGAUCCGCCUCGGUAUCGGGACUACUGCGUGUCGAGAUUCGGGUUCCUCAUCGACCGGCCGGCCAUCUUCGAUGACGAGAAUGAGGACUACGCUCUCAGCCGCUGCCGUGAGAUCUGGGAGCUUAGAUACCCAUCGGAGCCGUUCGAUCUGGAGAUCAGCACCGCUUCCGAGGAGCCGCUGGACGGUGGAGAUGUUUUGGCGAGGAUCAGAAGGCAUGCGUCCCUCGCUGCCAACUUCUCUGAUCCCUUCAUGGCUGAGACUGUGUACCUCGUCGCUGCGAAGCGCCGGUACUUGGAUUUCUUGCGCCUUGUGAAGAGCUUGCCGGCUAAUGGCUUUCGGUUGGUACCCACGUCGGAUGUUCUUCUCAUGUGGCUCACUCAUCAGAGCUUUCCAGGGAGCUAUGAGAGGGAUUUGAAGGAACUGGGAGAAUUUGAAGAGAGAGCGAUGGGUUUCGGGGUUGAGACGUCGGAGGAGGAGAGGGAAUCGACGAGAAGAGCGUGGGAGGAGGCUUUUGAUGAGCCAUAUGAGCUUGCCGGGAUGGUAUUUGAUCCGAGGAGAUCGCCAGCGAGGGAGUUCUUCAACUGGGCUACUUGGGACGCCGACCUCAAUCGGAAGUACAAGAGCCUCCAUCCUCGCUUCCUCUUGGAGGUUUGUGUCUUUCUCAAAGGAAAAUGGGAAAGUAAGGAAGGAAAAGAUGUGAACAAGAUGUUCAUGCGCCUUAAAACUGUUCGGUGUCACAGAGAGAUGAAGUUAGAGAAGCCCAUUGCCAAAUUACAAUUCAAGAAUUGGCAGAGGAUAUGGCAGCUAUACUGCGAGUUUGGUACUAGAGGCAUUGUGAUAGAGGUUCGGAACCAAAGAAGUAAUUGUAUAGGCAACAGCAAAAUGCUUAAGCAAGUAGUUUUCUGGUGGAAUGACUUGUUACGGGUAACAUCUCUUACGCUAACAAGAGAACUCAAUGUGCAAAUGAGAGCAAUGGCUUCGAUUACGCCUCCUGUUCAGGCUCCAUACUUCUUGAAGUGUGUGCCCGAUAGAGUGACUGAUGAUAGUGGUGCCAUGAUUUCAGAUGUAAUACUUAGGAUGAAAGAAUAUCACCCACAAGAGGGUCGUUGGUUAUCUCGCACAGUUCUUGAUCAUGCAGGAAGGGAGUGUUUUGUAGUGCGGAGCCGAGUAGGCAGAGGAUUUUGGAGGAGAGGAGGCGAAACUCCAACAGCAGUAAAAUGGGAGGAUAGAAUCAUUGAAGUACGGGAAGGCCCGUGGUCAUAUGUUGCAAGUUCUGUUGGCUCAGCACCUGACAAUGUUGUCGGCACGGCGGCACCGAAAAAGGAAGACUUGCAAGAUAAGAAAACGAUUUGGUGUCUAUCAUCAGGAGAUGUACUCACAAUAGAAUGGGGAGAUGGGCUCAACUUUUUGCUAGAAAAUGAAAACUCUUCUGAGUCGGCAAGUUUGCACAUAGGAAGAAAACUGCAGUACCAAAUGAAGGAACAGAGAUCAAUUGAUGAAACAAACGAGGAAGAACAUUAUGUGACACUAAUUCGAUUCUCCCCGGAGAACCCCGAGGGGAAGGCAACAGCUCUCAUAAACUGGAAGUUAUUCGCGAUGGAGUUCCUACCAGAAGAAGAUGCAGUAAUAGUGUUACUUCUGUGCGUGGCCAUUGUCCGAACAAUGUCUGAAGUAAAACAAGAAGAUGCAGGCGGCUUAUUAGCUCGUCGGAGAGUGAGAGAAGUUAAAACAGGAUUGAGAGACUGGGGGUCAAUAAUGCUAUCUUCACCUUCAUCAUCAUAUUCAUCUCCUCAUGUAAAACCCUGGUACUGGAAUGCCAGUGAAGUAUUAGCUUCAGCAGAAACAUAUGCCGGAAUUCAGCAUCAAACACACAGAAAUUCUCCAUCUGAUGGCAAGGAUGAAUUAUACAAACAGUCUGUCAUACCUUAACAAAAUAAUACUUCAAUUCUGUUUAUAUAGUUUAAAGAUUGAUACAUUCAUGGAGAUGUAUUUUAUCAUAAUCCAAUGUUUCUGCAAUAAUAUACAAAAUAAUUGUUGAA
Messenger RNA from Dioscorea cayenensis subsp. rotundata (Guinea yam), 2659 nucleotides. RefSeq lists its product as uncharacterized. Bases 342 to 2549 code for a protein of 735 amino acids. The transcript is spliced from 8 exons. The record is from RefSeq and is a predicted model, not a curated record. Lineage: Eukaryota; Viridiplantae; Streptophyta; Magnoliopsida; Dioscoreales; Dioscoreaceae.